CAAGCAUUGCAUUUGGCCACCUUUCCGACCUGAUUUAUACGGAGUACACUGCACAUCCUUCCAACCUACUCGGAGUGAGUUCAACCGGGAAAUCCCAUUCGGUUCCGAGAUUCUGAUUAUACCAUCCCUCCCUCCUUUCUACUUGGAGAUCCGACAUGGCCUGGUUUCCCUCCUCCGUGGACUCGGACGACUCAGGAUGGCACUUCGAUGUGUUAAUCUUGCUCGCCGUCAUCGGAGGAUCUGCCAUCGCCCAACACAUCCCCGCCAUCACGGCCUCGAGCUUUUCCAUCCUGCCACGACUCAUGCCAGCACCCGAGACCUUCCUCGAAACCGACCGCAAGAAACGCAUGCCGGGAAAGGGUAACGUCAAAGUCGUGGGCGUCAACUCUGGGACCUUAACAUCGGAACUGAACUACUUUGCGAACCUGAUCCACGAUGUCGACUCCCUCCAACCGUACGAGUUCAAGGUCUACGACGUCAAAUUACGAGGCACGAGCGAUGUGGAAAACAACCACAUCCAGGGCAUUCGAGGCAUCCGGGUCAAACAUCUCUCGUGGUCCAAUGCAGCCACCGUCUUCUCCGUCCUCAUCACCAUCGGUCUCUUCAUCGCGGCCGGAGUCGUCCACGAUGGUGUGGCUCUGCUGGCACUCUCCCUCAUGGCUUUGUCCUCCAGUGCCGCGAGUACAUCGGCAUGGUGGACCCCGAAACUGUCCACGCGCACCGCCAAAUGCAACGUUCCCCAGGCCGACCUGGUGAUCAUCACGCGAGGCUGUGCCAUGGUAGUGGUCAAAUGCGACGAAACCGUGAGUCGCGAACUCUACGUGGGCAUGGACGUCUGCGACUUCAGCUUCACCGAGCACUGGCAUCAUCUCCUGCUAUGCAUCAGUACACUUCUCCUGAUGGUCUCGGUAGUCCUGUUCAACAACUGCCGCUGGCAAAUGCAGGUCGCGAUCGGCGCGGCAUAUUUUCUUCUGAACAUCCAAUACUGGCUAGUGGCGCUUCUGGUGGAUCCGAAAAGCAUGUGGGACUUGAGUCGAUAUGACAUCCGAGAGGUGAUGACAGCCCCAGGGGACAAUUUUACUAAGACGUUGUGGCUUGCGAUUCAGCACACGGGGUCCGUGAAAUGGGCCGAGCAUGCUGCCGUGAUCCCUCAAUCGGAGAAAUGGAAAGAGUGGCAGGAAAAGGCCGAGAACCAGGUGACGAACUUUCCGGCUUGGGAUGCGGUUGGGGAGAAGGAUCGAUUGUUUAAUGGGGCCAAUGCUAAGGUCGAUCCGAGGGAGGAAUCGUCGUCGGAUGCGGAGAAAAUUGAAGACCCCAUUCCCAUUGUGUCCUGAGCUCGGACUCGCCGUCAAGGCCGCUGCUUCGCUUGCACGCCAUGUCAUAGGGGGAGCUUUAUACCAAGCGAUGUCCGCCACGACCCAGUCGUUUCAAACAGCGUCGACGAGGCAGAGUUCUUUGGGUCAUUGUUCUGUGGUAACUUUAUAUAUAAAGCUAAUCUAUUCUCUUUAACCUUGUAGCUAUAGAGAAACGAAAAAGGUACUGCACAUUCGACUGAUGGUCUUCGGCAUGUAGGGGGUUUUCUUGUUCGAAAAUGCCCACUCCGAUAGAUCUAGAUCUACAAUAUGUGCUACCAUGCUGCU
This is a messenger RNA of Aspergillus ibericus CBS 121593, 1640 nucleotides long. RefSeq lists its product as uncharacterized. The record is from RefSeq and is a predicted model, not a curated record. The transcript has a single exon. The coding region runs from base 156 to 1334 and encodes 392 amino acids. Lineage: Eukaryota; Fungi; Ascomycota; Eurotiomycetes; Eurotiales; Aspergillaceae.